AUCUUUAAUGCAGACUCUGCUUUUGGUUUGUAAUGGAAGUCGUUUCAUCAGUCGAUUUGUAAUUAGGAUUUCUGGGUACAGAAACGAAUUCUGAAAGAUGUCUGAUGGACGGCGUCAUUCUGUUGAUAUCCCUCUCUCUAAAACUCUUGUAGCACUAAGAAGAGUUCGAUCACUAAGAGAUCCAUCAACAAACUGUACCAGCAAAUUCUCUGCUUUUGUCGACAAUGUGGGCUGGGAAACCAAUUCUUGCCGUGGUCUGGUGAACGAUUGCCAUGUAGGUGACCUAAAGAAUCACAAUUUUCAUGAGUCCCGAAACUUCGGUUUAGAUAGAAGGAAAGUGGAGUUUGAUAGUGAUCCUGAAUUGAGUUUUAGUUCGAGAAUAUCUGGUUGCAAGUCAGUUUCAUCAAAGAAAUCACCUCACUUGGGAAAUAGAAGCUCGGAUUUGGCAAUGCCUAGAAAGUUUGAUGAGAGGGGACAUUCUAAAUCAAAUUGUGAUGGGAUCCACCGGAACAAAUCAUUUAGUGAAAGACAUGUCAGUAAUCAUGGGGACAAAAUAUUAGAUUUGACAUGUGUCCCAACUUCCAGCAAUCAUAUGGAGCAUGUAGAUUCAUAUAACAAACCGACUUUAGGAUCAGCACUGUCAGAAAGAAUUGAUCCUUCUGUAAAAAGGAAACCUGGAUGUGUUUCAAGAACAGAAUCAUCUCUAGCAGAAGCAGAUGUGGUGGGGAGUUGUGCAAGUAGUCCAAAUCCAACUGUAAGCGAUGCCCGGAUGGAAGGUUCAAGCUGUAGCACAUCACUUUUUGGAAAUGAAGAGGCGGAUCUUGUGGAUCGCUAUCACCGUGGAUGUGGGAUUAGUUGUUGCUGGUCAAGAACCCCAAGGUUGAGGGAAUUAAGUCUUGCUUCUGAGUUUGAAGAUCAUCCCUUGUUAUUGAGGGAAGGUGGGGAGAUGAAUCCAUCUGGACAAGAACAGUGCUACUCAUAUCUUAAGAGAGAAAUUGCUCCUCAUUCUGACAGUCCAAGUAACUUCUGUCAGAAAUUCAGGCCAAGGUCUUUCAAUGAUUUGGUAGGACAGCAUGUAGUAGCACAGUCUCUCCUGAAUGCUAUUUUGAAAGGAAGAAUCACCCCCUUUUAUCUCUUCCAUGGACCCCAUGGUACCGGUAAGACUUCGACCUCUAGGAUCUUUGCAGCAGCACUGAAUUGCCUUUCCCUGGAAGAGAAUAGGCCAUGCGGAUCAUGUCGAGAAUGUUUGUUCUUUUUCUCUGGAAGGAGCAGAGAUGUGAAGGAAGUGGAUCCCAUUAGAACCAAUCGGAGGGAUAGGGUUAGGUCCCUCCUUAAGAGUGCAGUACUUCCACCAGUUUCGUCACGGUUUAAGGUCUUCAUCAUUGAUGAGUGCCAGUUGCUCAGAGGGGAAAUAUGGGCAACCAUUUUGAAUAGCCUGGAGGAUCUUCCCCGGCAUGUUGUCUUUAUAAUGAUCACUGCUGACCUGGAUAAGUUACCACGUUCUGUUGUAUCUCAUUCCCAAAGAUAUCACUUUCCAAAGAUAAAGGAUGCUGAUAUUGCAAAUAUGUUGACAAAAAUAUGUGUUGAAGAAGAUUUGGAUUUUGACAAGGUUGUGUUGGAGUUCAUUGCCACCAAAGCUAAUGGUUCUCUUCGAGAUGCAGAGAUGAUGCUUGAUCAGCUGAGUUUACUUGGGAAAAGAAUCACAAUAUCACUGGCCUAUGAACUUAUUGGAAUUGUUUCUGAUGAUGAACUGCUUGAUUUGCUCGAUUUGGCUUUGUCCUCUGACACUUCAAAUACAGUUAGAAGGGCUAGGGAGCUUAUGAAGUCGAGGGUUGAUCCUAUGCAGUUGAUUUCUCAGCUUGCAAAUCUCAUCAUGGACAUUCUUGCUGGAAGAGGCCAGGCUGGAAGUUCCGAGAAUAGAAGAAACUUUUUUGGAAGGGAUACUUCGGAAGCAAACUUACAAAAGUUGAGGCAUGCCUUAAAAAUACUUUCUGAAACUGAGAAACAGUUGAGGUCAUCAAAGAAUCAAACAACUUGGCUAACAGUUGCACUUCUUCAAUUAAGUUCUGUAGAAUCGUCAUCAUUGGAUGUAAAUGAUUCAAGAGUGUACCUGAGAACAGCAAGUGAGAGAGAUGAUGGCUUUGGCAGCAAAUCUUCCACUAGAGAGAUUUUGAAACAUCCUGUCUCUUGUUUGUGCAAUGAAGAUAAGUCCCAUAAUUCAGUGACGCAUGGAGAUUUUAAAGAGAAGCUAGAUACCAUUUGGAGGAGAGUCAUAGAAAACUGCCACCCAAAUACACUGAAGAGCUUUUUACAGAAAAAAGGGAGGUUGGCUUCUGUUUGUAUCAACCAAGGUCUGGCAAUAGCUGAAGUGGAAUUCUAUCAUCCUGAUCAGGUGUCCAGGGCAGAAAAAUCAUGUAAACUGAUUGCUAGUUCACUUCAACAUGUACUGGGGUGUAAUGUAGAGAUUAGAUUCAAUCUUGUUCCUUGUACUGCAACAAAUACUGCUAAAAUGAAAAAGCAGUCUUUGUGUUUGUUGUAUUGCUUCCGUGGGAUGCAAGACAAAUCACGUUCAAGCUCGGAAGAUCUGAAUGACCGAUUAGAUGAUUCUGAUUUCACUCCUGGAAGAGUUAGAAGAGAGGAAAAGUCAAUUGACACUUGCUCUGAUUCUCAGUCCCAGUACUCAAUUAUCUGCCCUCAUAGCAACAAAGCAGCCAGUGCCUCUAGAAAUAGUGAAUUAACUUCCCAGGGCACUGGGAUUUUCUCACUGCACAGAUCGGUGCAACAUGAUACACAAAAGGUGUCUCAUUUAAGAGUUGGCUUGUCUGAGGAAGAGGGAAGCAACCAAGAGUGUCAGGUUUUUGCUAUUGAAGAACCUGGGAAUCAGCUGAGCUGCUUCUCAAAGACUCUGAGGCUUCAUCAAAGGUUACGUUCAUCUAGUUCUUUGCAGACUAUUUGUUUGGAGAUCCCACCAGACAACAAACUUGAAUUGUCUAUACCUCAGAAGACAAAUUUUUGUGCAAGUGAUCCUUGUACUCUCCGCUCCGGUUCCAGCACCUACAAUUACAGCUCCGGGGAUGUGCAUAGCCGGAGGGAGGAAUCAAGGGUGAGCUCGAAGAUACAUUGCUGGGGAGCUCCCAAGUUUCCCUUUAGAAAGGUAAUGCUAUGCACCUCCAUUGUGAAACUAUAUAUCUAGUUGGAAGAGCAGUUCUUACCUAGAUG
Messenger RNA from Telopea speciosissima, 3219 nucleotides. Its product is annotated as protein STICHEL-like 2. Gene Ontology annotation, molecular function: DNA-directed DNA polymerase activity; ATP binding; DNA binding. The record is from RefSeq and is a predicted model, not a curated record. The transcript has 6 exons. Gene Ontology annotation, cellular component: DNA replication factor C complex; DNA polymerase III complex; nucleus. The coding region runs from base 98 to 3193 and encodes 1031 amino acids. NCBI's taxonomy places the organism in Eukaryota, Viridiplantae, Streptophyta, Magnoliopsida, Proteales, Proteaceae. Gene Ontology annotation, biological process: DNA-templated DNA replication; DNA repair.